Metopolophium dirhodum (rose-grain aphid) is the source of this 5876-nucleotide messenger RNA. Its product is annotated as citron Rho-interacting kinase-like. Gene Ontology annotation, biological process: peptidyl-threonine phosphorylation; actomyosin structure organization. The record is from RefSeq and is a predicted model, not a curated record. NCBI's taxonomy places the organism in Eukaryota, Metazoa, Arthropoda, Insecta, Hemiptera, Aphididae. The transcript has 26 exons. Gene Ontology annotation, cellular component: cytoplasm; cytoskeleton. Bases 231 to 5618 code for a protein of 1795 amino acids. Gene Ontology annotation, molecular function: ATP binding; protein binding; protein serine/threonine kinase activity.
AAUUGAAAAUAUAACGUUAUUCAGAUUUCAGUAUAACAUCGGAUAUCCCUGAUUUCGGUUAUUGGGAUUUGAGUUAUUAUUAAUUCGAGUUGUUGGGGUGUUUCGUUUGUGACGUUUGUGUUUACCGACUUGCUAUUUCCAAGGGACCUAGUGAAUAGUGUGAUUAGUGUGACCUGCCACGGUCUGUUGUCUGUCCAUACUACUUCUAUGAGGCCGACGACCAUUUCGCGAUGGAACCGGCAGCCGAAUCAAUAUCGGUGCGAUCAAUGCGCAUUAGCGAAGUGCUCAGUGGUCCGACAAUUAUGGCCACGACGGCUCUGAACAAGGAACUGCUGUUCGACGCCAUCAUAUUGCUGUUUGACGAAUGCAACAACGACUUCAUGAAGAGCGAUCCGCUGAUCACAAAUUUUGUGAAUAAAUUUAAAAUGGCUAUACCAGAGUUGAAAUCCCUCAGAGUCAACCGUUUGGAUUUUGAAUCCAAACAAGUGAUCGGCAAAGGGCAUUUUGGAGACGUAGAACUAGUAAUAGAGAAACAUACCAAGGAUAUUUUUGCCAUGAAAGUGUUGAAAAAGGAUAAUUUGCUUAAUCAUAGAGACAUUGCUUUUUAUGAAUACGAAAGAGAUAUUAUGGCGUCAUCUAGUUCUCCCUUUUUAACACAAUUGCAUUAUGCUUUUCAAGACUUUCAAAAUCUUUACCUAGUUAUGGACUACCACCCAGGUGGAGAUUUUGCAAAUUUAAUUGAUAAGUUUAAUGGUACAUUACCAGAAGAAACAGCUAAAUUUUAUAUCGCAGAACUCUUAUUGGCUGUUAAACAUCUGCAUACAAUGGGAUUUGCUCAUCGUGAUAUAAAACCAGAAAAUAUGAUGCUAGAUCGUGUUGGACAUUUGAAAUUAGUUGAUUUUGGUUCUUCUGCAAAACUUAACCGUGAUGGAAAAAUAUGUGCUCGCAUGCCUGUUGGUACUUCAGAGUAUUUAGCACCGGAAGUUCUAAUAUUUAUGCAGUCUAGUUCAAAGUCAUUGGAAGGUUAUGGACCCCAAUGUGAUUUGUGGUCUGUUGGCAUUGUUGCAUAUGAGAUGGCAACUGGGGAUACUCCAUUCAAUUCUGAACAACAAGCAGUUAUUUAUUCAAAUAUAUUAAACUUUGACAAUAUAUUGAAGUAUCCUUCAUAUUUGAAAGUAUCUUCAUCUUAUAGACAGAUGAUCGAGUCUUUAGUAUGUCAUGUAGACAAAAGGUUUACUGUUGACAUGAUGUUAGAUUUGGAUAUUUUUUCAAAAAUAAAUUUCAAUAGCUUACAUGACCAGGUACCACCUUACAUUCCAUCUCUUUCAUCUGAUAAUGAUGUUUCUAAUUUUCCAAUACAUGAACGUGUUCGUCCAGCUCUUAACAUAAAUGAUUUUAAAAAACAAAAACAAUUUUCUGGCAGAGAUCUUCCAUUUAUUGGUUUUACAUAUAGUAUGCAAGUAUCAAAACGUAAUCAAUCAUAUUUUAUGACCAACAACCCUGAAUUAGAAACAUCUAUAAGAGUAAAGCGUAAGGAAUUAGAAGAUGCUCAAGUUUUAAUACAAGCAUAUGAAGACAAAUUAGCAGAAUAUGACUCAUUAUUUGUUGAAAAUGAUAGGAAGAUUAAAAAAAUGGAAGAAGAAAAUGUUUUGUUGCAUGUAGAUGUGACUUCAUUGAGUAGUGAAUUAGGUAGAUUAACCAAAAUCAGUGAGAAUAGUGAUACUAGUCAUGACGACAUUAAUAAUAUUACACAUAAAAAACAAGCAGAAAUGGUUAAAAAUGAAAUUGAUAAAUGGGAAAUCAAAACAAUUAAUGAAUUAUAUAAUAUUGAGGAAUUAAAAGUACAAAAUGAAGAUUUACAAGCCCAGAACAGUGAACUACAAUCACAAUUAUGUAAACACCAAGAUGACAUUAAAAUAUAUCAAAGCAAUGAAGAACAACUUAACAAAAAAAUUGUUAAGCUUAAAUCUAAAUUAAAGCACAUUGUUCGUCGAUCAAAACAGUUGACUGAAGAAAAUAGUAUAGAUAAUCAUGUUUCUGCAUUGAUAUCUGAAAUGAAAGUUAAAGAAGAUACAUUUGAAGUUGAAAAAAAUCAACUAAAAAUUGAUAAUCAAUGUCUUAAUAAAAAAAUAGUUAUUAUAGAAAAAGACUUAGACAGUUUAAAUUCAAAAAUCGCUCAGUAUACAGAGAAAGAACUUGCAAUGCUAUCUGAACAUAAAAAUAUGUGUAAGAAAAUGGCUUCUGAUUUCGAAUCUAAAUUGAAUUGUAUAACUCAUGAUAAAGAUAAUGAAAUAGAAAAAUUACAUACACAAUUAGCUCAGCUCGAAUCAAAAUUGAAUUGUAUAACUCAUGAAAAAGAUAAUGAAAUUGAAAAAUUACAUACACAAAUAGCUCAGUUGCAACAACAAAACUGUUGUCUAAACAGUGAAUCUUUACUUUCUUUUGAAAAACAUGAAACAGCAAUCUCUGAAAAAGAAAAUGAAAAGGAGUAUGAAACAGAGUUGCGAAAUCGAGAACAAGAAAUUCGUGAUUUAAAAUUAGACUUGAGAAUUUUGCAAAGAAAAUAUAAAACAAUGGAAGAUAAUAUCAGUAGUCUUAGAGAGUAUCACAAAGAUGCACGGAAUAAUUUUAAGCAAGAAAUUGCUAAAUUACAAGAAGAAAAGAAUUUGCAAAUUAAAAACAAAGAAGAUGAACUUAAGUUAUUGCAGGAUAAUAUUACAAAUCUCAAUCAAGGAUUAGAAUCAUUACAAUUGAAAUAUGACAAAGAAGUAGCUGAACACCAAAGGCUAAGUAAUGAAUUAACUAGGAUAAAUAAUGAAUCUAAGGUCCAAAUAAGUGAAAAGUCUUCUCUUGAAAGACAAAUUCUUGAGUACAAAACUAAAUUUCAUAAAAGUGAAACAAAUAUUAAAACAUUACGAGAACUGGUUACUGUCCAAGAUGAACAACUUGACAGCUUUGAAGAAUCUAUUCUAACCUUUAAAAACAAAGAAAAACAAUUUUUGGAAGACAUAAAAACCAAACAGAAUGAAAUUGAAAAAGUAAGAAACGAAGUGCGUGAAGCAAAAAAAUUGUAUAAUGAAGAAAAAUCAUUGAGAAUUUUAGCUGAAAGUAAGGGUAAAACAUUUGAAAGUGUGCAAGAUAAUGUUAAAGAAGAGUUGAAAUUAUUAUCAGAUCGAGUUCAUGAUAAAAACGUAGAAAUUGAUUCAAUGAAAAAACAGUUAGAUGAAGUCAACUCUAAUUUAAGAGAGAAAAGUACAAUGUUCUAUACACUACAAAUUGAAUCCGAAAAGGUCAUCAAAGAGUUAAAUAAAAUGAAGGCUGAAAUAUCUGAAACUAUUAGUCAAAAACAACUUUUGAAAGAAGCCAAUGUUCGAUUAACUGCUCAGUUAGAAGCUAUGGUUGAAGAUUCAAAUGUUAUGCAGAAUGUAAUUUCAAAAUAUAAGAAUGGUUUGAUGGAACAAAAAGUAUAUUACGAGGAACGUUUAAUAAAAGCAGAUGCUACCAUUCUCCAACAAACAAAACUUAUUGAUUUCCUACAAACGAAGUUUGAUGAUGUAACCAAAAAGAAGAGGACUUUGGGUGAUAUGUUGUUCAGUGGUAAAAACAAAGAAAAUAUUGAUCAAAAGGAAAUCGAAUCUCUAUUGAAUUCUGAAAGAAGUAAAUCUAAAGAUCUAGCAAAUAAACUUUAUCAAACUCAAGCUGAAUUGAACAUGAUGAGAACACAAGGUCCAUCAACACCUUUAGUGCCCAUUUGUCUUAAUUUUGAAGCUAAUUCGCCUGCCUAUAAAAAAUUAAAAUCUAAUACACUCUCUCAACUUCAGUCAUUUCAUAAGUUUGAAGUAAAGAUAUGCAAACGUGAUGGAUUACAAUGUACACACUGUAAAACUGAAAUUGUAAGUAGGCAACAAAUUAGUCAAUGUCAAGAGUGUAGGGUGUCUACACAUGUAACAUGUUCGCAUGAAUUAUUACCUGAUUGCACUCCUAUAAAAAAAGAAGAAGAAUCCACUACACCUGUUGUUCUAAGCGAUAGUGAGAAAAAAACUGAAAUUGAAUCAUGGGUUACUAUUUGGGACAAUACAAAACAAAUUUGGGAUCGAAAGUAUGCAAAAUUUGAACAAGGGGUGCUAUUAAUUUUCAACGAUAAAUAUGAUACCCAACCAUUCUAUACUCUGCCAUUGAUGAUGUCAUCAAAUAUUGUUAAAGUUGUUGAUGUGGCAGAAUCAAAUGAUUCAACAUUUGACAAAAACUCUAAUGAAGAUUAUGAUCAGAUGUUUAAAAUUGAAGUGUACAACUUAAACACUGGUUGGAUGACCUUAUUUUUGUACAUUAUCGUAUCUUGCGUGUCAGAAAAACAGAAUUGGUUGAGUAUAAUUAAAGCGUACUUGGAAAAUUGUGAAAGUGCUGCUCAGUUACAAGAAAAUCAUGAUUACAAAGAUAAUAUAUACACCUUCCAUAAAGAAAAAUUGCUCAAUGUUAACUGCAUUCAUCAAAUAUCACAAAGUGUAUUCUUAUUAGGUGCUGUUGAAGGAUUAUUUUCAGUCCAUAUAAAAUCUGAGAAUGAACAAGUUAAACAUGAUCUCGUCCCUAUCGUUGGACCAAAAUUAGUCAAUGACUUUGUAUUCUUGCCUAAACUUCAAUUAGUUUUAAUGAUUGCUGGAACUACUAAAGAAUUACUAAAAUGUAAUAUGAGAACUGUUGUCCUAAAUUCUGAAUUAAGUCAUAUGUCAAAGCCAGUUAUUGAAGUAGUUCGUAUUGUAGAUGAAAUACGCAACAAUCAACCAUCUAAAAAUAAUACAACUAUGUCUGAAUUGAAAGAAAUUAACUGUAUUGCAGUUUCCCGCUGUAAUGAAUUGGUAGUUAUAGGAUCUGAACAUAGUGUUACUGUUUUAAAAUGGCAAGAUACUCAGUUUGUUGUAACUAAAAUAUUGAAAACCAAUGUCCCAACUAAUUGCAUUUGCUUCAUGCCCAAUGGAAUUAUAUUUACAACCAACAGCUUUUACAAAAUUGAGACAGAAAAUUUCAGUUGUAAAAGAUUUUUUACUGAUUCAGUUGCUAAGUCACAUGAUUAUCGACCAAUGUUUGUGUGUGAAUUGACGAGAAAUAAGGAAUAUCUUUUAUGUUACAAUGUGUACGGAGUGUUUGUUGACUCUGAUGGCAAGAAAACACGUGGUGGUGAAAUGAAGUGGCCAUACAGUCCAAAUAGUUUUGCUUUCAAAAAACCAUUUUUAGUAAUUGUAUCUGAAUCCGAAAUUUCUGUUAUAAAAAUUACCCAGUCAUGUUGUGUGGAUGAAGAUUCAUGGAGUAUUACAUCAACUAAACAGCCAAAAGAUAAAGCAGUUUUGACCAUAAACCGUCCUAAACUUCUAAGAGGUAGCGAUAUUUGUUUGACUAACACAAAUGAUUUCCAAGGUACAUGUAGUAUCUUUCAGUUGGAUCCAUCUAAAAUUAUUAAAAACUCACUAGCUUCAAAUGAUACCUUAGACACCCUAGACACACAGGACACAUGUGAUGAAUCAGAGUUCAGUUUUACUUCUUCCAUGCUGGAAAAUUUAGAUGAACCAGAGGAAAAUCAAAAAAAAGUUUGCUUCAACCCUAAUAUACAAUUUAAUAGUAAUUAAAAAUUUGUUUUUAUAAUUAUUAUUUAUUAUUAUUACUAUUAAGAUAACUGUUUUUAAAUCUAGAUUUAUUUUUGUAUUAUUUAUUCUAUUUACUAUUUAAGUACUCUUUGUUUUAUCUGAUUAACGAAACUAAUUAAGUUUUGUUUCAAAGUAUUUUUCACAAUGAUAGUGAACCAUUUGUUUUUUGUUUUUUUUUUAUAAAACUCAUAUUUUAAGUUAAUCACGAUUUUGUAUUAAACAUGUACUUCUUUUUAAAAA